Strongylus vulgaris is the source of this 369-nucleotide messenger RNA. Lineage: Eukaryota; Metazoa; Nematoda; Chromadorea; Rhabditida; Strongylidae. The record is from the annotation of a GenBank genome assembly.
CGUCAAACUCUACCUCGUAUACGCUACGAUGGUCUCAUUGAGUACUCGACUCCACCCGUGACUGACUCUUCAUUUGAUGUAUCAGAAUCUGAAUUGGGUGACGAAGAGAAUUUGGAUUUAAAUUGGAUUCUACAUGCUGGAGAGGCUGCACCCAACAGGCCUAUAUCUCCUCUGAGUAUGGUGGCAGGAGUGACCAAGGCUUAUAUGAAUUUGAAGCCAGAUAGGGGCUUACCCUGGGACAGUGGGAAGGAUGCUACUUGCCUAGUGACUAUGGAUCGAAUGAAAUCAGAUGACCAAAUUGUCCUUAGACGCGAUGACGCCAACGGUGAGCUCAUACCAAUGUCCUAUCGUUCAUUUUGUAGUAUGUAA